Molecule: messenger RNA, 1870 nt
Organism: Nyctereutes procyonoides (raccoon dog)
Lineage: Eukaryota; Metazoa; Chordata; Mammalia; Carnivora; Canidae
Gene: AADACL2
Product: arylacetamide deacetylase like 2
Exons: 6
Coding region: 77-1423 (448 amino acids)
Cellular component (GO): membrane
Molecular function (GO): carboxylic ester hydrolase activity
Source: RefSeq, a predicted model, not a curated record
GUUGAGGUGAUCACAUAUACCCAAAGGGGUUUCCAAUCUAUCUCAGCAUUGUCAGGAGAUUGGAGAAAGGACUAGCAUGGGAUUCAAAGCUCUCUGUUUGGGGGUAUUUUGUGCUCUCUUUGCCUCUCAUUUGUAUAUCUCCCUACCAGAUGACAUUGAAGAGUACUGGAAAGUAGUGGCCUUAGCUACAAUUGCUAAAACCUUCACAUUUACGGGUAUGUGUAUUGAACGUAUGGGUAUUAUAAAAUAUGAAGAGCUUGUUUCCAUGUUAUUCAGACUGGAUGAAACCCAACCAGUUUCAGAUGAGAAUGUCACAGUGAUGGAUACAGAAUUUGCUGGUGUUCCAGUGCGUGUGUACUUGCCAAAGAGAAAGUCAGACGCCCCAAGACGAGCUGUAAUCUAUAUUCACGGUGGUGCAUUUUGUUUUGGAAGCUUCAAAAAUGCGGGUUUUGACUCCCUGAACAGAUGGACUGCAAACAAACUCGAUUCUGUUGUUGUAGGAGUGGAUUAUAGAUUAGCUCCUCAACACCACUUUCCAGUUCAGUUUGAAGAUUGCCUCACUGCAGUCAAGUUUUUUCUCCAAGAUGAAAUUCUUGCAAAAUACGGAGUAGAUCCUACACGAAUCUGUAUUUCAGGAGACAGUUCUGGGGCCGGUUUGGCAACAGGAGUGACUCAACAGAGAGAGAGAGAGAGAGAGAGAGAGAGAGAGAGAGCACAAGCAGGGGAGCAUCAGGCAGAGGGAGAAGCAGGUUUCUUGCUGAACAGGGAGCCUGACGCAGGGCUCAAUCCCAGGACUCCGGGAUCAAGGCCUGAGCUGAAGGUCCAGACUGACACUGGAUUUAAACAUAAAAUCAAGAUACAAGCUUUACUUUACCCGGCCUUACAGAUAAUUGAUUCUUAUCUACCAUCUCACCAAGAAAAUGAGCAUGGUAUAAUUCUAUCAAGGGACUUGGCCAUAAAACUUGCGAGUUUAUAUCUCACCAAGGAUGAAACAUUUGUCGAGGCGAUGAGAAGAAAUGAACAUAUGCCUCAGGAAUCAAGACAUCUGUUUCAGUUUGUUAAUUGGAGCACUCUUUUACCCGAGAAGUAUAGGAAGGGUUAUGUUUAUACUGAACCAAUUCUUGGAAAACAUAAUUUUUCAUUUCCAGGACUUAUGGAUAUUAGAAUAUCACCCUUGCUAGCCAAUGAUUCCCUGUUACAGAAUUUGCCACCAACCUAUAUUCUUACCUGUCAAUAUGAUAUUGUGAGGGAUGAUGGACUUAUGUAUGUUUCAAGACUUCAAAAUGUUGGAGUUCAAGUUACUCAUGACCAUAUUGAGAAUGGAAUCCAUGCAGCUUUAUCAUUUAUGACACCACCACUGUAUUUACAUGUAGGUCUCAGGAUAAGAGAUAUGUAUAUUAGUUGGCUAGAUAAGAAUUUAUAAAUAUGCAUGACAUAUACAUAUUUAUAAAUAUUUAUAUACUUGGCCAUCAGGUAACAGAUUGUAAUCUGUGAUUUUUUUGUAGUUGUGUCAAGAAGAAUGUCAUUUGUGUUAUCUGAAUCUAGAUUUAAGUUAGUUAUAACAGUUACUGUAUGUCCUUGAACUGUUUGAUUUUUCUGAUUCACAGAAUCUGCACGUGUAAAAUGCAUUUAAUCCCUUCAUUUAUUAUUGAUUAUGAUUAUGUUGAUCCCAGUAGGGACCGCACCUAUUAAAGUUGAGAAAUAAGAAUGGUUACUGGCAAGUUAGAUAAGAUUGUUUCCAGGCAGAUGCAGAAAAUGCAAUAGUGAGUGGGAAGAGGAAAAAUUUAAAAAAAACAAAGUAUGAAGUAAUUUGAUUACUUUUCUGUGUUGUAACAUAUUACUACAAAUCUAAUGGCUUAACACAACAGAA